This is a messenger RNA of Vitis riparia (riverbank grape), 1269 nucleotides long. Its product is annotated as NAC domain-containing protein 2-like. The transcript is spliced from 3 exons. The record is from RefSeq and is a predicted model, not a curated record. Gene Ontology annotation, biological process: regulation of DNA-templated transcription. The coding region runs from base 1 to 1269 and encodes 422 amino acids. Gene Ontology annotation, molecular function: DNA binding. NCBI's taxonomy places the organism in Eukaryota, Viridiplantae, Streptophyta, Magnoliopsida, Vitales, Vitaceae.
AUGAAUCUUUCAGAACUUGGUGAAGAUGCAAGUCUACAAACAGCAGCAGAAGUGCAGAAUAAUCAUAGUGAAGGUGGAGAGCUUUUUGAUCUUAAUUCUUUACCACCAGGAUAUAGAUUUAAUCCCACAGAUGCAGAGAUAAUAGUUUUCUACUUGAGGAAGAAGCUCGAUCGUCAAUCAUUGCCACCGAACAAGAUAAUAGAAGUCGAUCUGUAUGCUUAUGGUCCUGACGAACUAGCAGCGAGAUACGAGCCAUCUGGGAGUGAUGAAUGGUUCUAUUUCACUCCAAGGGAAAGGAAAUAUCCGAAUGGGCAACGUCCCAAGAGGUCAGUCGGAGGAGAUGGAUACUGGAAGGCUACCGGAGCUGAUAAAGAGAUCAAAUUUGAGGAUCGAACGGUAGGGUACCGGAAGGUUUUAGUCUUCUACCGUGGAAGCGUUCAAAACGGAGUCAAAACCAACUGGAUCAUGCAUGAAUUCAGAGUUGCUAAACAUCCAGAGCCUCCAAGAAUAAGUGGUGUCAAUGAUAUGAGGUUGGAUGACUGUGUUCUAUGCAGAGUCUAUAGGAAAGACGAAAGGAUCUACAAAAGAUCACGACAUGAGUCUAGGCUUGAUGAAUCAGGCCCAUCAAGCUCCAAGAUUCCAAGACGUGACCUCCUCAACCAUGAUCCUAAUGAGGCCAAUAAUCGAUAUGAGGAGCACUACUCUUAUAAUAACAUCCAAAUGCCCCUCCAAACCCCACAGCCACAACCUAGAACUGAAAUAUUCCAAACCCCUCAAGAACAUGAUCAUUUUGCUCUGCAAAGCAACACCCCUCAAGAUCAUAUGAGGAGCAGUACUCUUAACCAUAAUCCUAAUGAGGCCAAUAAUCGAUAUGAGGAGCACUACUCUUAUAAUAACAUCCAAAUGCCCCUCCAAACCCAACAGCCACGACCUAUGACUGAAAUAUUCCAAACCCCUCAAGAACAUGAUCAUUUUGCUCUGCCACUGCCCACUCCUCAUCAGUCUAUACACAGUAUUGGGAAUGAAUUUGGAGGUCAGGGUCUAGGUAACUUUGGUAUAAUGAAUGGCACCUUUGGCAACAGCAGCUUUGAUGCAGGGAAUAAUAUUGAUUUUGCCAACGUCCCUGGGUUCGAUUCAACUAAUUAUGGAAACCCGGGUUUAUAUCCGAUGAUUUAUUAUGUCAAUGAUGCUACACCGAUGUCAUCAAACAUGAAUGGCAACUACGACCACGGUUCGCUGCAUGGAAGAAACAAUAAUCGACAGUUAUAG